Messenger RNA from Onychostoma macrolepis, 3845 nucleotides. Its product is annotated as zinc finger protein 239-like. The transcript has 3 exons. Gene Ontology annotation, cellular component: nucleus. The record is from RefSeq and is a predicted model, not a curated record. Lineage: Eukaryota; Metazoa; Chordata; Actinopteri; Cypriniformes; Cyprinidae. Bases 127 to 1215 code for a protein of 362 amino acids.
GUGAACGGGACUUUUAUUUUGGAAUGACUGAAUGACGUCAUAAGGCUGCGCCAUUAACCAAACGCGAAACUUGUAACUCGCCUGAAGAAAGAGAAACUCCCGGUGAAGUGACUGAGAUCCAUAAAGAUGGCGUUUAUUAAAGAGGAGAGUGAAGACAUCAGGAUUGCAGAGGUUUUCAGCUUGAAACAAGAAGAUACUGAGGAACAAACAGAGUUGAUUAAAGAAAAUGAGGACAAUGAAGAAUUGAGUGAAUCUGAGGGGAAAAAUCACUUCAAAACUGGAGAAAAACCUUUGAGUUGCUCUCAAAGCAAACAGAUAAUUUUAAGGAAAACAAGAACCAAGAAAUCUUUCACCUACACUCAGUGUGGAAAGAGUUUGACAUGCAAAUAUAAUCUUAAGUUUCACAUUAGAGUUCAUACUGGAGAGAAACCAUACAAGUGUUCACAAUGUGACAAGAGAUUCAGUCAGUCAGGAGCCCUGAAAAGACACGAGAUAAUUCACACUGGAGAGAAACCGCACACAUGUGAUCAGUGCGGGAAGAGUUUUGCACAAACAGGAAACCUCACGGACCAUAUGAGAGUUCAUACUGGAGCGAAACCGUUCACUUGUGAUCAGUGCGGGAAGAGUUUCACACGAUCAUCAACCCUUAAGCAUCACAUGAACAUCCACACUGGAGAGAAACUGUACACAUGUGAUCAAUGCGGGAAAACAUUUUUGAGAGCUUCAAACCUGACGAAUCACCUGAGAGUUCAUACAAAGGAGAAGCCUUCAUGUUAUUUGUGUGGAAAGAGUUUUUCACAUGUACAAAGUUUGAAAGAACAUCAGAAAAUACACACUGGUGUGAGAGAGUACAUGUGCUUUGAGUGUGAGAAGACUUUUACUACAGCGAGCCGUUUAAAACAGCAUGAGAUGAUUCACUCUGGAGUUAAACCUUACAAGUGUUCACACUGUGACAAGAGAUUCAAUCAUUCAGGACACCUGAAAACACACGAGAGGAUUCACACUGGAGUAAAACCAUAUAAGUGUUCACACUGUGACAAGAGAUUCAGUAAUUCAGCAAAUCUGAAAACACAUGAGAGGAUUCACACUGGAGAGAAACCGUAUCACUGCACUACAUGUGGGAAGUGUUUCAGUGAUUCAUCUGCUCUACGCAGACAUACAAAAAACAGUCACAGUAAAGUAGAUCAUCUUCAGAUCCAGCACUUUCAGGUCUGAUUUGUGUCAUCACCAAAAGUGACAAUAAUGUAUCAAGCAGUAAAAUAUCAUCUGGAUAAAUCUGUUCUAACCAGACAUUACAAGGGGCAUGACAAAGAAACAUUAUCUAAAGUUUUCACUGUGAAUAAAGUUCAUCUUCAAAACCAGCAGAUUCAACUGAGAUUCAGAUCAACUCAAAGAUGGAGUUCCUCCCCAAAGAACAAUGUCAGAAAGUUUAAUUCUUUUAUGUCAUUUUAUUUCAUGAUAUAAGUCAUAUCAUUGUGCUUUCUUAUGGGUUUCAUAUCGUUCGAUUGUCUUAUAAUGCAUAUGUGUCACUUGUAGUUGUUACUCUUUCAUGAAGGAAAGCAGAAGUUUUUACAAACUGUCCUUGUUCAGGAAGAUGAAGAAGAGACUAACACAUUUAAGAAAGACAGGUUUAUUUUAUCUAUCAGUCCGAAUGCCCAUCAUCAUCGAGCUGUCGCGUCAAUACUCACGUCUCAAUCACCAAAUUAUAUUUUUGCCUGAACUCUCACGUUAACUUUCAUUGAAGACUCUCCGGGCCUGCUAUCAAAAUCACAGCUGCAAUCCUCUUUCAGCAUUCCUUCAUCACUACAUCAGCCUACACCAUGAUAUGUAUUCAUAUUGUUUUAUGCAGUUGGGUGUAGAAUUUAUCAUUUUUGCAAGGGUAUUCACACGCAUCUGUUUAAGACAAAGCGUUUGGUUUACAAAGUGAGCGCUUGUUGUGUGACUGUUCGUAUAUCAGUUUAAUCUAGCAGACUAGUGCUGCAUGUUUAACCCAAUUUGAACCCAGCCUUGGAGCAAUUUUGAAAUUAAUUAAAUAAUUAUUUGCUCAGCAUAUUAUUGGUGAAAUACAGUACUGAGAUCAGAGUGCAUGAAUUAGUUUGCAUGAUGCUGCACGAUCUGCCUUCGCAAGCUCGGUUGCCACCUUUAACAUGCAUUUAAUAGAACACGACCAGAAAACAUGUUCAAUAUAUUUACAUAGAAAACAUAUGUAAAUACUUCUCAAUCAAAAGAGAAUAUUUAAUGACGUUUUACUCAGACUCAUUCAAUAACAUUCAGUGUGAAACGACUCUUUUGUUAUGUGACAUCAUUAGCAUUAAUAUUAUAGGCCUAUGUCAUAUUUUACUCUGAUAAAAACUAUGAUACUUGCAUUAUACAUUUUUGUGAAAAUAUCCUAUGUCUAGCACACUGUUAAGCUAUCUGUUGUCUUAAGAACUGAAGGAACAAAGACAAAAACAUGAGAUUGUUUUAUUUGCAUUUAUUCUAAUACAAAAAUCUCUGGAUGCCUUGUCCUGGAAUGGGGUAGGUUUUAAAGGGUCACUCCACCCCAAAAUGAAAACUUUGUCAUUAAUCACUUACCCCCAUGUCGCUCCAAACCCGUAAAAGCUUUGUUCGUCUUCGGGACACAAUUUAAGAUAUUUUAUUAUUAUCAACUUUUAAUUGUUUUUUUUGUUUUUUUUUUACAUACAACAUCAUUCAAAAAAAAAAGACAUAAUCAAUACUUUAAAGAGUCCAGUCAAAAGGGAGAGAGAGAGGGAGGGGAAAAAAAGGCAUUCCUUUAUAUAGGGCUGGAUGAUAUGGCCAAAAUUUAUAUCACAAUAUAUUUCUUAAUUUCGGUCGAUACGAUACAAUUCCGAUAUCGAUAUGAACACUAUUAAAAAAACACAACAGAUGUCUGUACCUACAAAGUCUAUGAACUCAUCCUAUUAAACUAUAUAAUAUUUUAGGGGGGGGGGGGGAAACAGCACAAAUAAAUUAAUGUUCACCUUUUAUUUGUAUUUAGCCUUAAUACAAACAAGAAAUGUGAAAUCACUGUCAAAUAAACAUCUCAGACUCAUUAAUAUUAAUAUAUUUAACUUCAAACUAUAGGCUAACAUACACUACCAGUCAAAACAGUAAGAUUUUUUUUUUUUUUUAUUAAAGAAUUCUCUUCUGCUCACCAAGCCUGCAUUUAUUUGAUUAAAAAUACAGCAAAAACGAUAACAUUUUGAAAUAUUUUUACCAUUUAAAAUAAUUGUUUUCUAUUUGAAAAUAUUUUAAAAUGCAAGUCAUUACUGUGAUUUCAAAGCUGAUUUUUUUUUUUAGCAUCAUUACUCCAGUCACAUGAUCCUUCAGAAAUCGUUCUAAUAUUUUGAUUUGCUGCUCAAAAAAACCUUUAUUAUGUCGAAAACAGCGGAGUGGAAUUUUUUUCAGGUUUCUUUGAUGAAUGAAUGAUGAAAGAACAGCAUCUAUCUUAAAUAGAAAUAUUUUGUAACAUUAUACAUGUCUUUGUCAUCUCUUCUGAUCAACUGAAAGCAUCCUUGCUAAAUAAAAGUAUUAAUUUCUAUCAUUACAUAUAUGGCAGUUAAAAUUUGGUUGUAGUUUCAUUUUGAAUCUUUUGUAAGGAGUUAUGUAUGCUCUAUGAAUGGCUUUGAAGUGAAUAAGAUGUUUAGAUGUUAAGCUGAGGUUAGACCACACUUUCUCCAAGUCGACAGAUGAAUUAAGGUCAGAUAAUUCCCGAUUCCAAAUUGAUUUAAUAGAAAGAGGUUUUGUAAUGCAAUCAAUAAUUAUAUUAUAUAUUAAGGAAACAGAUGGCCGACCAGAAGAUGGUGCAAUCCAAUCCCGCAUAGGAUGAGAGGAGAUGGGAGAUG